Molecule: messenger RNA, 723 nt
Organism: Passer domesticus (house sparrow)
Lineage: Eukaryota; Metazoa; Chordata; Aves; Passeriformes; Passeridae
Gene: SOX14
Product: SRY-box transcription factor 14
Exons: 1
Coding region: 1-723 (240 amino acids)
Biological process (GO): cell differentiation; regulation of DNA-templated transcription; anatomical structure morphogenesis
Molecular function (GO): DNA-binding transcription factor activity, RNA polymerase II-specific; RNA polymerase II cis-regulatory region sequence-specific DNA binding
Source: RefSeq, a predicted model, not a curated record
AUGUCCAAGCCCAGCGACCACAUCAAGCGCCCCAUGAACGCCUUCAUGGUGUGGUCCCGCGGCCAACGGCGCAAGAUGGCCCAGGAGAACCCCAAGAUGCACAACUCGGAGAUUAGCAAGCGGCUGGGCGCGGAGUGGAAGUUGCUCUCCGAGGCGGAGAAGCGCCCCUACAUCGACGAGGCCAAGCGGCUGCGGGCGCAGCACAUGAAGGAGCAUCCCGACUACAAGUACCGGCCCCGGCGCAAGCCCAAGAACCUGCUGAAAAAGGACAGGUAUGUCUUCCCUUUGCCUUACCUCGGGGAAACAGAUCCCUUAAAGGCCGCCGGGCUUCCCGUGGGGGCCACUGACUCGCUGCUGAGCUCCCCGGAGAAGGCCAGGGCUUUCCUGCCUCCCACCUCAGCACCUUACUCCUUACUUGACCCCAGCCAGUUCAGCUCCAGCGCCAUUCAGAAGAUGACUGAGGUUCCUCACACCUUAGCCACCAGCACCCUGCCCUACGCCUCCACCUUGGGAUACCAGAACGGGGCGUUCGGCAGCUUGAGCUGCCCCAGCCAACACACCCACACUCACCCCUCGCCAACUAACCCGGGCUAUGUCGUGCCAUGUAACUGUACCGCUUGGUCGGCUUCCAGUUUGCAACCUCCAGUUGCCUACAUAUUAUUCCCAGGCAUGACCAAGACUGGGAUAGACCCCUAUUCUUCAGCACACGCGACUGCCAUGUAA